GCUCCCGAAGUAUACGACUAAAAAGAAAAGGAGAUCAAAAAAGUACUUUUUUACUGUUUCCUUUUUUUGACGUCUUUAGUUCCUUUUUCUUUGCCAAAAAUGGGUGCCAUGGAAUCCUCAGAAAGCCAAUCGAAUAAUCACAAAGGUGCUUCCGGAUGUUCUAAAUCCAGCGGGGACGUUGCGGACAGAAUUUUUGCAUGUCCCGUUUGCUAUGAAAGGUACGAUUCCCACAUUAUUCAGUGCAAAUCCGGACAUUCUGUGUGCAAAAAGUGCUCAGAACGUCUUCGGCAGUGUCCCCAAUGCUGCGCCGGGUACAUAGGGACACGGAACUUCACUCUUGAGGACCUCCUGACUGAAUUUCAACAAAUAGAUACGUCGCCAGAGAAGGCUCUAGAUGACAUUUUUAUUGCUGCUGAAGCUCGUGCUAUUGAAAAGAGGGCAAAAGAAGCCGAAUGGGCCGAAAAGAUGGAGACCAUGAAGAGAGAAUUCAAUAAACUUGUACAGGCAUUCCAGGAUAUGAAUUCCAGGAAUGCCAGGGCUUUAUCUGAGUCUUCGGGCAGUGACCAUGUGGACCAUGUAGUAUGCAGGUUACGCAAUUGUCGACUCACAAUGUCCGUGGAUGACUUGAGGGAACAUCUCAAACAGAGACAUCCGGAAGAUGUCGAAAUACUCAAAGCAACGCCCUACCUCAGCAAAUCCUUCUUCUCAUUUCGUCUCCAAUGUGUCAGUCAUCGCUACGCCCUCGUAACUACCUUUGGAAUCUUCUUUCUCAUCAUACGCGUCGAGAAGCAGCCCAUAGGUGGUAAUGAGUUUCAUAUUGCUGUGACAGCAUGGAUCCAGGGCACGUGCAAGGAUGAGGAAGCACAUCUGUUCUACUCGCGAAUCCAGAUUCAGAUUAAUAACAUCAGGGCUAUCUAUCAUGACUGCGUCCACGGCUGCCGACCAACUGUUGCUGACAUUGAAGGGAAAAAUGAGUGCCUUAAAUUCUCUCGGACAUUUAAUUCGUCCUAUAAUCUCAUAGUUGAUGGCUAUGUUUGCCUCAAUAAGUUCAGCAAUAAUCCUCGUCAACGUCGAACAAUCACAGAGACCUACAAUGUUACCAACCUCUACGAUCCUUAUUCAUUCUCUUUUCGAUAAUUUUAACUGAUCUGUAACAACUUGUAGAUUACAUACUGCCCACCGUAUCAACCUUUGACGAAAAGUUACCAUUAGAGAAUUUCAAUACAUAAUUUCCAUUCCAUUUAUAACGAAGAAAAUAAA
Lutzomyia longipalpis is the source of this 1260-nucleotide messenger RNA. RefSeq lists its product as uncharacterized. Gene Ontology annotation, biological process: proteasome-mediated ubiquitin-dependent protein catabolic process; multicellular organism development. The record is from RefSeq and is a predicted model, not a curated record. NCBI's taxonomy places the organism in Eukaryota, Metazoa, Arthropoda, Insecta, Diptera, Psychodidae. Gene Ontology annotation, cellular component: cytoplasm. The transcript has 2 exons. Bases 100 to 1137 code for a protein of 345 amino acids. Gene Ontology annotation, molecular function: ubiquitin conjugating enzyme binding; ubiquitin protein ligase activity.